Jatropha curcas is the source of this 1586-nucleotide messenger RNA. Its product is annotated as UPF0481 protein At3g47200. Lineage: Eukaryota; Viridiplantae; Streptophyta; Magnoliopsida; Malpighiales; Euphorbiaceae. The record is from RefSeq and is a predicted model, not a curated record.
CCAAAUUUGUUAAAAUCCAAAAUCUUUAACAGAAACACAAACAAAUAAUCGAGCAAUGGCUUCAAUUGAUGCUGAGUUGGAAACCUUGAGAAAUCUCGUCCAGAACAAGAAGCUAGAAAAUCAAGGAGCCAGUAGUAGCAGAAACCCACGUAUAGGAAAAGUUCCAUUAAUGCUUCAAGGCCACAAGGACUACGAGAGAUACUUCAAUCCAAGAGGAGUUGCAAUCGGCCCUAUAUUACAUGGUAGAAACAAUAAGUACGCUCCAGCAGAGAAGUUGAAGCAAAGACUAGCAGCCGAGUUCAUCAGAGAUAGUGGCAAGAAAAUGGACGACCUUUAUGAAAAAAUUAAGGUGAAUGUUGAGAGCUUAAAGAAUUGCUAUGACAAAGAAAUCAUAAAAGAGUAUAAUAACGAUGAUGAUGAUAAGAAGAUAGCUUGGAUACUCUUUGUAGACGGAUGUGCUGUGCUUCAAUUUAUAAAUUCUUUGGUUGAAGGAAACUUAAAGAAACUGCGAAUCAAGAAUGAUCUUGCUGCUUUCGCGACCCAAGAUUUGUUAUUGCUUGAGAAUCAAAUUCCUUUUGAUGUUCUUGAAUUGUUGAUGAGUGAAACAAAAAAUGGUAACAAGUUUUGGUUAUCCAUACUUAGGUUCAUUCAUAAAAACAUGGGGUUGGUAUCUAGCAACACAGAUUCGGUAUCUGAUGAGACACUGGCACGGGAGGCUAAGGAGAUACCAAAACCUAUUCACCUUCUUGACCUUUUACGUACAAGAUUGCUAUGCUUGCACAGAACUAAUGAUCGAAGGAUAGAUAUGCCAAACAGCACUAAAAAUAUUUCAUGCCCAGGACGUUUUUUUGGCUUGACAGGUACAGGAAAUGUUAAGAAGGAUCAAGACAAAGAAUGGAAUACUUUUCGAAACAUCAGUGAACUUAAAUCCGCAGGUAUUCGUGUGAAACGCAGUACGAUUAGCUGCUUCAGGACAGGAAUUGAUUUCACCAGUGGAUUCUUGAGAGGAACAUUAAGGUUACCACCUAUCAGAGUAGAUGAUUCAACUGGGCCAAUAUUGAUGAACUUGGUAGCCUAUGAAAUGUGUCCAGAUUAUGCUAACGAAUUUGAGAUCACUUCCUAUGUUUGCCUUCUCGACUCGCUCAUUGAUCAUCCUGAAGAUGUGAAAGAACUUAGGAAAGCCAAUAUACUUCAUAAUAUGCUUGGUAGCGAUGAACAAGUGGCUAAACUCUUCAAUGAGAUAAGUAUUGACUUGGUGCCAAAUGAUGAAGCAUAUUUCAGAGUAAAAAACGACAUGCAGUUUCAUUACGACAAAAAAUGGAAGACAUGGAUUGCUGAAGGUUUACAUGAUCAUUUUGGUAGUCCUUGGACUUUUCUUGCCUUCGGAGGCGCCUUAUUAGGACUCGUUUUUAGUGCCAUCCAGGCUUGGUAUUCACCCAAAAAAUAGAUGCUAUUGUAUGUAGAAGACCUGUGUUUGGUUAAUAAAAUUGUAUUCUAUGCAGUUUAUAGAGAAUAUGACAUUGUAAUGUUUAUAUGGCCUCAUUUCUGAUUUACAAAUGGUUUAAUAAAUAAUUUUAUCUUGAAUC